GCCAAAGACCAAUUUUAUCAUGAGAAGCAUUUUACCUGUAUUGUCUGCUCACAAAACCUCUGCAAUCUUCCAGUAUUUUCCAAAGACAAUAAACUCUACUGCGACGAUGACUACAAGAAAAAGUUUGUUCCAAAAUGCGCAAAAUGCCAGGAGUAUAUAACAGCAGAUUGUGUGCGGGCCAUGGAUGAGACAUGGCAUCCUCAACAUUUUCAAUGCUACGGAUGCCUCGUACAAUUCAGCGCAGAAAUGAGUUACAGGGCAAAGGACGGGAAACCUUAUUGUGAUCACUGCUACACUGACACUGUACUCCCAAAGUGCGGGGGUUGCGGUGAUCCUAUUACUGAUAGAGCACUUAAGGCUUUUGAUAAACAGUGGCAUGUUUCUUGCUUUAAAUGCGUGGAAUGUAAGACGACAUUUGAGGGAUCUGCUAAUUUCUAUUCGAUUGAAGGGAGCCCUGUGUGUGCACCUUGUGCAGGAAUCCAGGAUGAAUGAAAAUUCGAGACCGCUGAACUUAUUAAGAGUUUAUGUUUUUCUUCAAUUAAUAAAAUACUUACUCACUACAAACUCACAACUUUUUAUCCUUAUCUUCGCAACAUUUUCUCAAACUAUAAUUUUGGAGCAAUGCAAAAAUAGCCAAAGUUUGACAUAUCAAGAGUUUACAACAUCAGAUUCCGAAUAUUAACAGCUAAAUCAGUUCUUUAAAUCUGCUUCAAUUUGAUAUUUUACUAAUUGAAGAAAACCCUUUAAUAAAUCAAAUUUUGUUAAUAUUUGAAAACUAUUCUGCCAAAAUUUGAUGGUAGAAAUAAGGGGGGGGGGGUAGCCAAUUAUUAUAAAUCUUAUGAUCAUGUAUCUAAAAAAAUACUAAAAUUGUUCUUAACCUGUUUAUAUCUUUUAGAAUUUUAAUGUUAUUUAUCGAAUUAUUAAACACAUUAAACUAA
Messenger RNA from Eurytemora carolleeae, 938 nucleotides. RefSeq names its product leupaxin. The record is from RefSeq and is a predicted model, not a curated record. Gene Ontology annotation, molecular function: transcription coregulator activity. NCBI's taxonomy places the organism in Eukaryota, Metazoa, Arthropoda, Copepoda, Calanoida, Temoridae. Gene Ontology annotation, cellular component: nucleus; Z disc.